Quercus robur (English oak) is the source of this 2358-nucleotide messenger RNA. RefSeq names its product pentatricopeptide repeat-containing protein At1g11900. Lineage: Eukaryota; Viridiplantae; Streptophyta; Magnoliopsida; Fagales; Fagaceae. Bases 290 to 1447 code for a protein of 385 amino acids. Gene Ontology annotation, molecular function: protein binding. The record is from RefSeq and is a predicted model, not a curated record. The transcript has 4 exons.
CUGGUUUAGCGGCAAAUGAAUUAGAAAACAGGCUGACGCUUCUCUCUUUUUUACUCUUUCCCUGUUCGCUGUUCGCUGUUCGCGUGCUAUUGCCUAAUGCCUAUGCCUUUGCAGUUCUUUGGGUCUCAUUCUUCAUUCAUUAUUCUCUCUGGGUUUAUGCUUUUGGGAGGAAGUGUUUGAGCCUAUUAUAGUACUAUGUGUAUGCCUUCUCUUUGAUUGGGGAAAAUGUAUGCCCCUUGGGCGUUCAAGGUGCAGUAGUGGUCUUCCUCGGAAAACAAAAGAGUGAAGCAUGAUAACCACUUCAAGGCACCUCAAGCACUACAUUUUCCUAUGCAACCCAACAAAAUCUUCUUUGCCGAUUCCCCAGUUUUCCAUCAUUCAAAGCAGGCUUCACAUUUACUAUAACUGUAUCGCAUCCAUCACAGUAGGUUUCCCUUUGCCGUUCUUCACCAUUAUAAGGAAUUUCAUAGGCAAGUGUCAGUUUCCUGCAACACAGGCCUCUCCUAAUAAAGAGGAAGUGACAGAUGAAGUCUUUAAUCAAAUUCUUACUUCUGUAGAAAAUGCUUCAAGGCCCAAUACGAAAAUUUGUACUGCUUAUGUUGACAAGUUUUGUAGAGCUGGAAAUCUUUCUGCUGCUGCUAGAUUACUUCAAUCAUUACAUCAUAAACACAUCUUCCUUAACCCUAAAGCAUAUAAUCUCUUAUUGAGGGCAGCGAGUGAAAAGCAUGACAUUGACCUUUUGUGUCAAGUUUUCAAAGAUUUAUUAAUAUCUAAUGGAGUCUUGAGUUCGACGUGUUAUGCCGAUGUUGCCAAGGCUUUUACAAAAACAAAUGAUGGUGUACAGCUACUCAGAUUCAUCAAAAAAGUGUCAGCAUUGACCUCUCCUAGCACAACAGUUGUAAACAGAAUCAUCUUUGCCUUUGCCAAAUGUGGGCAGGUUGAUAAGGCCCUUUUGAUAUAUGAUCAGUUUAAGAGUCUAAGUUGUCAACCCGAUUUAUUCACAUAUAAUACCAUUUUGGAUAUCUUGGGUCGUGCUGGACGCACAGAUGAAAUGCUUCACGAAUUUGCCUCCAUGAAAGAAGCUGGCAUUGCCCCAGACAUUGUUUCUUAUAAUACAUUAUUAAAUAACUUGAAGAAGGUAGGGAGACUAGAUUUAUGCCUGGUAUAUUUCAGAGAAAUGGGUGAGAAUGGGAUUGAACCAGAUUUGCUUACUUAUACUGCAUUGAUUGAGAGCUUCGGUAGAUCAGGUAACAUUGAGGAAUCUAUAAGACUCUUCAAUGAGAUGAAGAUGAGGCGGAUCCGUCCUUCAAUCUAUAUUUAUCGAUCACUAGUCAGUCAGUUAAAGAAGAUGGGGAAGGUGGAUUUGGCAUUGAAAUAUUUGGAGGAAUUGAAUUCAAGUCAUUCAAAUCUUGCUGGUCCAAACGAUUUCAAAAGAAAAAAAAGGUAGUUGGACACUCAAAGAGCUUCAAGGUCUCUGUGUUCAUUGUUUGGUUUUGCUGAGACAUGUUGUGGAGGUUUCUUGUGUUGCAGUUGAUAUUGGUACCCUGAAAAAUGUUUAGAGAUGCACAUGUGCAGCUUGCUUGUUCAUCUGACUAGCUUGUGUGGAACUUUUGUGUAAACUGAGGUUGCUAAUUUGAAGUCUAGUUGCAACUUCUUGUCAUGCUGCUAAAUUUUUGAUAGCAUCUGGAGAGGAUUAGUUACCACCUUUGAUUCAAGGUUUAAGGGCAGAGCAUGUGCUGUAUGAGGAUCUGGUUACAAAGUUAUUGCCUUUGCAAAGACUUUCUCAGAUGAACAGUUGUGGAUGAAAUCAUUUUCAAGGUUUUGAAGCUAGGUGCUCAUUGAAUAAAUGGCCAUUUGCAGGUAAUUGGCCACUAGUGUGUUGGCUUGGUGGUUAUUGUCAUCAGAGUGGGUUCUGUGCUACAACUUGUACCAUCUAAACUAAGAAAGCUGUAGCAGGCAACACUUAAAGCUGUAGUGACUGUUCCAACUGUUGGUCUGAUAGCCUUGUUCAAGUAUCUGAUGAACUUUGAGUUUGAGCCAUGACGAAGUGUAUAAUGGGUAGCAUCUAGAUUGGCUUGUUCAAUUGUAAACCUAGUGUAAUGCUAUAACUUCCCCUUCUUUGUGUUAUAGAAUUUCCUCAAGCUAUUAUACUGGUUGUUGUAGGCCUUAUAAAAGGCUUGUAAUUCACCGACAUGGAGAUAUGGAACUUCAGGCUCCCACUACCUGGCUAUUGACUUCCAUGUGAAUUGUAAUAGGCCUCAUAACAGCCUUUGUUACAAGAGAGUGAUCCUAGAAGACGUAAGUUCUAUUUUAUUCUCUUGGUUAUUCAAUUAAAUUUCACUGGUAUUGAAAGUGUUA